Molecule: messenger RNA, 1269 nt
Organism: Cladocopium goreaui
Lineage: Eukaryota; Dinophyceae; Suessiales; Symbiodiniaceae
Source: the annotation of a GenBank genome assembly
AUGUCUUCCCUCCAGGACAGCUUGCAUCACUCCCUUUCCUUACGAGAUGCCACGGGGCUUCACCCGCACCAGGUGCGGCUACUGGAUAUCGUGCGUGAUGCGCUGUCAGAGGGAAGAGCAAAGCUGGAGUGCACCCAACAGAGAUGCAAGGAGAAGGUUGCCGCUGCUCAGAUGGAGCUCCAUGCGAAGGAGGCAGAAGCCCAGGCUGCUCAGUCGGAAGCAGCUGCAGCCAGAGAAGUGGUCCAAAGGGCAGAGGCCACCUCACAAGAAACAGAAAGCGAAAUUGCCGAAAUGCAAAAGGACUUGACCGACUCUGCAGACAAGGCCAAGGCGGUCAUUCAGGAGACUCAGAAGAUGGAGAAGCAAUUGAAGGAUUUGGUGGAGGUUCAGAAUCGCUUGGAGUGCAUGGCCCAGGGCCUUUGGAGCUGUGAGGAGGAGUGGUGGGAAUGCUUUGCUGCUUUACAGCAACACCUUCUGGACACAGGUGCGGAAUGUUCUCUCUUGACGGCAGCAACCGUCUCGCUGAAGAAGCGGCCUGCAGAAAGGAGCGACUUUGAUGCAAUCGCCGUGGAGGGAGUUGGGAGCUUUUUAUGUGAACAACGACGUGGGGCGGAAGAAGAACUAUUUGCUCGCCCACAACUGCAGAUGGAGGCCGAAGCGGCUACUUUGAGCCGCCGGUCUCUCCUCAAUGCAACAGAGCAGCGAGCCAUCGAAAAUGCGCAGGCGCUGCAAGAAGCUAAGGCUGCGCAGGAGAUCAGCUUUUCUCUGGCAGCCAAAGCAGCUGCAGGUUUGCCGGCAAGCGAGGCCCAAGCCAAGGAGCACAAGAAACAGGAGGCAGAGAUCAACGAAAGACUAAAGUCGUUGAACGAGGCCCUCCACCUGAUCUGUGAAUGGAUCUGCGGAAGCUCCAAGCCUGGGCAAUGCGAGGGGACGCCAAACACCCUCGAGGUCCAAGAACUGAAAGAAGAGGCAGCUCCUUUGCCAGUUGCCAAGGAGCUCACAAGCAGCCCAACAGGCCCCAAAGAUGUUGAAGCAAAGAUCCUGGAUUUGAACAGUCCUUUGAGGGUACCAACACCCAUGAAAGGCAAUGACCUCAGUUGCCAUGGGAUCUGUCUUAGUGCAGAGCUGAUGAUGUCUGCUUCAAACGUGCGGAUGACGUUUCCAGGGAACCAAGUUCUUACGCGCAUGAAUUACGAUAUGCCGUUCAAGAGUUGCAAGCCUAGGUCGCUUGUCUACUUGAGUGACGCUCAGGAACUGCUUGAUGAGUGA